AUGGCAACCGGCAACAAAUUCAUCCUCUUCUUCCUGCUCGUCAUUGGCGGUCUCCUCAUUCUCUGCGGUACCGCCCUCAACUGGUCGGUGGAGGACGACCUACUGGCUGGCACCAACCGUGAAUACAAGCAUCUUUUCCGUUACUCGCAGCUCUUGUUUUGGUUCGCCUGGUUUGCAGCGCUCGCCGAUACCAUCUUUCCCAAUGCCUGCUUCACUGCCAUCCAAGCCGCCAUCAUCUUCUGCAUCGUCGCUCGUCGUUCUGGCGACGGUCUGGCUUCAUUCUCGAGCGUUGAUACCUGCCGCAUUCAAGCCGAGCGAACCAGUGGCGACACCAAAAACGCCUUUCAGCGCUGUGCUGCUGGUGGUGUCUUGAGCUACUUUGGCCUGGUCCUCUCCUGGCUCGUGAGCCUGCCUCGCCUUCACUUUGCCAAGCUUGACAUUGUCGAGACCAUCGCCAUUGCGGCGGGCUCGGUCAUCUCCAUCAUCGGAGCCAUCGUCCUGUGGACCUCGGACAAGAUUGAUCUGGGCUCUCCCGUUCGCGAUGAACUCUUUGAUGCCUCGAUGUAUGCCGUCUUUACCGUCAUCUUUGGCUUCUCUGCCUUCCUCUCAGACAUGGUUGCUGUUAUCAGCGGUAUUGCCUUCUACCUGACUUGGGUGUCUGCUUCACAGCUGGCUCUCAUGUUCUUCGUUGUCUCGCAAGUCAGCCUCACCCAGAACCAGGAGAACACCAUCUAUGCCGGCUUUUCGAUGGUCUGGCUUGGCGCCAUCAUCAUGCUCGUCAUGUGCGCGACCCGCCUCAUGCACACUGGCGAUGGUGACGGUGUUGUGCACGAUGACAAUGCCGCCGAUGCCCCUCGUGUUGCCAAGACCAAGCCGGCCGAGAAGGUCUAA
Messenger RNA from Monosiga brevicollis MX1, 891 nucleotides. RefSeq lists its product as uncharacterized. The coding region runs from base 1 to 891 and encodes 296 amino acids. NCBI's taxonomy places the organism in Eukaryota, Choanoflagellata, Craspedida, Salpingoecidae. The transcript is spliced from 6 exons. The record is from RefSeq and is a predicted model, not a curated record.